CAUUUUUUUAAAAAUACACUUUUCUUUUUUUUUCUUUUCUUUUUUUAAACUGAUAAAGAAUUGUUCCGAACGAUCAAAGCAGUGCACCAGUGCAGAGAAUCAGGCUCCUUCGAUCAAUCAUCAAUUACAUUAGAUGUCAGUAGGUGGCAGCAUUAGUCCGCAGGGUAUCGAUGGGCACUCUUUUGUUGUUUUGUCCUGCAGGAUAGUGAAGCAGCUGAUUUGAGCAAGGCGGAGUUGUGAAACUUUGCAAAGAGAUGCUAGAAACACGACAGUCUCCUGCCUCGGUCACGCCACAUUUAGCUUGACUGAUCAAGUAAUACAGGCGCAGUUUAGGUUGUGAAGGUUGUACCUGUGAAGUCUUUUUCUACCAUGUUGGGUUGGAAAAGUCACGUGCGCUCACGGCUCCAACAGAGGGACCAAACUGAGAAACUCCCCUUUACUGGAGUCUUUACAUGCUUAUCUGAGACACAGGAGCGUUUUGAAUUUCGCAAUCAAAUUUUGGAGGAGAUUCACCCCAAAAGCCUAGAAAAAGUUGGAGUUGAAGACGGGAGACAAACAAGACUCCUUCACCUGCAUCUGAAAGAGAGUGAACACCUGGCAGAAAAGCUCUCUCAGACAGUCUCAGACCUUACUGCUGUCCUGUAUUUAAAAGAAGCUGAAAUACAAUACUGGCAAUCACGAGUAUCCCACUACCACAAAGAGGCUCUCCGUUUGGCAAAGGGCAGUAACAGCCUUAAGUCCACUCUGUCAGAGUAUGAGUUCACUGUGGAGUGUCAGUCUAAGGAGCUGGAGACACUGAAGAAGGAGCAGGAGAGACUGAAGGAGGCACUGGUCCAGGUCCAGAGAGAAAAUGACCAAUUGCUGCAACGCUGGAUGGACAGGAAAAGAGAGGAGGCCUACAGGGUCAAUGAAUACAACAACAAGCAAGAGAGGUGGCACCAGGUGCUCAGAUACAUCAAAAAACACAAGGAAAUGGACAAGCCAGCUGUUCCUGAGUUGAUGCCUUGUUUGACUGGCACUACACAAAAGUCUUCAUCCGCAAAUCAUCAUCAGUCUGCAUAAGAAAAUACUAAAAAUUUUACAUUUUACAAUUUAUAUGCAACUUUUGUUUGUGUUAAACUGUAUAAUUAAAUUAUGUAACCAAAAACAUACUUUAAUACUGUUGUUAAUGUUGCUCUGACUGAAUUUUUAUUUAGUUUCACACAAGAAAUACCAUGUUUAAAUUAAAAUUUUCUUAGCUAGGCUUCAGCUAUGACAAAAAUCUAAUUUCUGACUGAUACUUCUGCUUUUCUUAUUCAGCUGGUUCACUUUUACAAUUUGUUCAUAGCUUAAUUUUGGAUUUUUUUAAUUCAGUGUUUUAAAUUAUCUUCUGUUUUAAAUUGU
Boleophthalmus pectinirostris (great blue-spotted mudskipper) is the source of this 1383-nucleotide messenger RNA. RefSeq lists its product as uncharacterized. Lineage: Eukaryota; Metazoa; Chordata; Actinopteri; Gobiiformes; Gobiidae. Gene Ontology annotation, cellular component: autophagosome membrane. Bases 370 to 1062 code for a protein of 230 amino acids. The transcript is spliced from 6 exons. Gene Ontology annotation, biological process: negative stranded viral RNA replication; autophagosome assembly. The record is from RefSeq and is a predicted model, not a curated record.